AUCAGGGGCUCCAAGCCCCAUCCAACCUGGCCUGGAACAUCUCCACCACUGCUCUGGGCAAUCUGUUCCAGGGCCUCCCCACCCUCACAGCAAAACAUUUCUUCCUAAGAUCUCAUCUCAAUCUCCCCUCUUUCAGCUGAAAACCAUUCCGCCUCAUUCUGUCACUGCACUCCUUGAUAAGGAGCCCUUCCUCAGCUUUCCUUUCCUAUUUUCCCAGUGUGACCAUGAUUGUAUCAGGAGUUUGGUUGGGCAGAGCGAGGCAGAUUGACCGGAAGUGGUGGGAUUGGGACUGGAGUCCACUGGGGAGGCUCAAGGUUCUCCAUCCAGUCCAGCACCAGGCACACCUUGGCCAUCCCUGGCCCAGAUCCGUGCUAAUUCAGCUCUUCUUCUAGACUCUAUUUUGAGAACAUCUGGGCUGUGUUCCUCCUCCUCCUCGGAGUGAAGCCUUUUGCCUCGAAGAUGGCGGGUGGCGUGGACGGCCCCAUAGGGAUCCCGUUCCCGGAUCACAGCAGCGACAUCCUCAGCAGUUUGAAUGAGCAGCGAAACAACGGGCUGUUGUGCGACGUGGUCAUCUUGGUGGAAGGCCAGGAGUUCCCCACCCACCGCUCCGUCCUGGCGGCGUGCAGCCAGUACUUCAAGAAGCUCUUCACCUCAGGGUUAGUGGUGGACCAGCAAAACGUGUAUGAGAUAGACUUUGUGAGUGCGGACGCCUUGUCGGCUCUGCUGGAGUUCGCUUACACCGCGACCCUUACUGUCAGCACUUCGAACGUCAAUGACAUCCUUAACGCCGCCACACUGCUGGAGAUCCCAGCGGUAAGGGAUGUUUGCACGGAUCUCCUGGACAGUAAGAUUCUGGUCAAAACUGACCAGAUGGAUACAGUAGAUCAAAUUGAUCAAAGGAACCAUCUCAGAGCAAAAGAGUACCUGGAGUUCUUCCAGAGCAACCCCGUCAACGGCCACCAAGGCAGCUUUCCGUGGACCAACACAGAGUUGAGAGACCUUCAGAAACUGAAAUUCCGAGUCAAAGAGGAGGAGGAGGAGGUGGACUGCAAUGGCACAGACUUCUUCUCGCAAGCCCCCCUAAACGAAAGACCAAAGGCGAAUGACUGUGAUCCUGACAGCAACCCAGCCAUGUGGCUGGUCAAAGAAGAGGAGGAGGAGGCAGCUCCUGGCUCCUUGUUUUCACCUUCUCAGAACGGACAUUACAGCAGCCGUGGCCUGGCCACGCCGGGAGAAGAGGAGGGGACCCCAGGGGUUCCUCUGGACCAGCAGGAAGCCGGCGACUCCCCCAGCUUCGUUCCUGCUGGAGCGGAGACAGAAGAUGAUGCGAGGGAGGUGGAUGGCUUGGCUGCUAGCGCCCUGCUGCAGCAGAUGAUGAAUUCCGUGGGGAGACAGCAGCUCGGGGAGGAUGACCGUAAGGAUGACGAUGGGGUCAUGGAUUAUUACUUGAAGUAUUUCAGCAGUUCAAACGAGGGUGAUGUCUAUCCGUCCUGGUCCCAGAAAGUGGAGAAGAAGAUCAGGGCAAAAGCAUUCCAAAAGUGCCCCAUCUGCGAGAAGGUGAUUCAGGGGGCCGGCAAGCUGCCGCGCCACAUCCGCACCCACACCGGCGAGAAGCCCUACGAGUGCGACAUCUGCAAAGUCCGAUUCACCAGGCAGGACAAGCUGAAGGUCCACAUGAGGAAGCACACGGGGGAGAAGCCCUACUUGUGCCAGCAAUGCGGCGCCGCUUUCGCUCACAACUACGACUUGAAGAACCACAUGCGCGUCCACACCGGCCUACGACCCUACCAGUGCGAAAGCUGCUUCAAGACUUUCGUCCGCUCUGACCACUUGCACAGGCACCUUAAAAAAGAUGGAUGCAACGGGAUUCGCUCCCGACGGGGCCGGAAACCCCGAGUGAGAGAUGCCGAAGGUUUACCGACCACCCCAACGGGGAAUCCUGAAGAUGGAAGCUUCCAAGCCGGUGGGGAGAGCCAAGAAUCGGAUGACACCUCGCAACGCAACGGCCCAGAGCAGCAGCACUUUGAGGAUAACUCAAAUACCGAAGCGUCGGGAUUGAAUGUAGCAGGAGGGUCGGCUGAGGGUAACACGCAAGGACUCUCCUAAACCAAAAAAAAAAAAGAAAAACACAAAACCACAGUGUCACAAAAUCUAGUUAGUACUUUUCCUCCGGAAUUUUUUUUUUUUGGUUGUUUUUUUUUUCGUUUUUUUCUCUCGAAAGAUGUUUCCCUUUUUUUUUUUUUUAAAAAAGAAAAGCAGAAAAAAAAAACCGACAAAAAAAAAAGAGAAAAAAAAAAAUUAUAUAUAUAUAUAUAACGUUUCCAAUCUUCCCAUCGUAAGGUCCCCCCAGGAUCCCUCCGUAGCCAAGGACUUUGCCUUGGAAAGGCAGAUGCUAGGAAGCGAGGGGGUGAGGACGGAAAAAGUGGUUCUGUCGCAUGGAAAAGAGCUUCCAUGUAAAUCCAAAGCUUUAUUUUGUGUCCAAACACACGUUAAAAAAAAAAAAAACUUAUUUCAGAGAGAGAUCUAUUUAAGGCAAAAAAAAAAAAAGAGUAAAAAAAAUAGACCAAAAAAAAAAAAAAGAAAUAAAAAAAUCAUAAAAAAUAAGCGGUGGGGGUGGAAGGGCUCUUGGAAUACGGUGCCUCGGGAGCGGGGACGGCCUCCCCGUCGCUGGGUCUUGGGACGUUGGAGCUCCAGCGGCGCGCGGGGAGGAGCGGUUGGGGGCUCCCAGAAUGGAGGUGGUUCCUUCCAGGGAGAUACGGGGGUAUUUUUUAGUUUUUUUUUGGUCCUAAAGGGUCUGGGAUCUUCCCAGCGGCCCCGUCGCAAAGCUGGGUUUGCCAGAGGGGACCUGAGGGGGUAGGUCGGGCUCGGAAAUUGCCGGAAAUUGCCUAAAAUUGCCGAAAAUUGCCUAAUGACGUGAGUGGAAAAGUUAGGAGUUGAGCGGGAGUGGGAUGCCAGGAGCUGGGGGCACCCGGCGCCAGGGGUAUGGAUGCACGGGAAGCCGUGGUGGGGUCGAUGCUGUGGUGGUAUCAAUGACGUGGUGGUAUCAACCCAUGGUGGUAUCGAUGCUGUGGUGGUGUUGAUGCCAUGGUGGUGUUGGCACCAUGGUGGUGUUGACACCAUUGUAGUGUCUAUGCCAUGAUGGUGUCUAUGCCAUGGUGGUGUCUAUGCUAUGAUGGUGCCUAUGCCAUGGUGGUGUCUUUGCC
Messenger RNA from Cuculus canorus (common cuckoo), 3203 nucleotides. It is a transcript of the gene ZBTB7A, whose product is annotated as zinc finger and BTB domain containing 7A. Gene Ontology annotation, molecular function: DNA-binding transcription factor activity, RNA polymerase II-specific; protein binding; RNA polymerase II cis-regulatory region sequence-specific DNA binding. Bases 460 to 2106 code for a protein of 548 amino acids. The transcript has 3 exons. Gene Ontology annotation, biological process: regulation of transcription by RNA polymerase II. The record is from RefSeq and is a predicted model, not a curated record. Lineage: Eukaryota; Metazoa; Chordata; Aves; Cuculiformes; Cuculidae.